AUGAUCUCCAGAAGACGUGGUCCCAUCCAAUACGUGCGAUUCUUCGUCUUCUUUUUGUGUCUUGAAGUAACCAUCGCCAUCACGUGCUACGACUGUCAUUCCGAUCAAGGAACGUGCAAUGACGGGGAGUGCGAAGGUGUUGUGUGCAUCAAAAUGGAGACGGCGAAUAAGGCGGAUGACCGUCGAACAAUCCACAAGACGUGCGGCGACGAGGCGGAAGAGAUGUCGUGUCAGCAGUCGGCGUUCGGCAGUAAAUGGAUGAGUCGGUGCGUGUGUGAUACACCGUUUUGUAAUGGAGAUCAGGCUCUAAUCGAUUCUGGCCUGGAACCGUCCUCCGCUGCCCCACCAGCCGCCCACUACACCCAAUUCGCCCUACUCGUCGCCAUAUGUGUAUUCGUUGGAGCCAGUUGCUCUCUGAUUCUCAUCGCCACUAUUUGUGUUCAGUUUUGUUAG
Molecule: messenger RNA, 453 nt
Organism: Caenorhabditis briggsae
Lineage: Eukaryota; Metazoa; Nematoda; Chromadorea; Rhabditida; Rhabditidae
Exons: 4
Coding region: 1-453 (150 amino acids)
Source: RefSeq, a predicted model, not a curated record